AUGUCCACUGCUGCUGCUACUGCUGCCAAGAAGGCACCCACUCUCUUCCAGACCUGGUUCCGUGUCGAGGUCAUCCCCAUCUACGCCGUUCUCGGUGUUGCUUGCGGUGGUGCCGGUUGGUACGUUUCUCGUCUUGCCCGUGGUCCCGAUGUCACCUGGGACCGCAAGAACAACCCCCACCCUUGGUUGAACGUUGACCAGGAGACCCAGCUCAAGUUGAUGACCGUCAAGGAUGGCCAGAACUUCACCAAGACCUACUCCCGCGACCGCCUGUAA
Linnemannia hyalina is the source of this 276-nucleotide messenger RNA. NCBI's taxonomy places the organism in Eukaryota, Fungi, Mortierellomycota, Mortierellomycetes, Mortierellales, Mortierellaceae. The record is from the annotation of a GenBank genome assembly.